This is a messenger RNA of Numida meleagris (helmeted guineafowl), 3254 nucleotides long. It is a transcript of the gene AKAP19, whose product is annotated as chromosome 5 C2orf88 homolog. The coding region runs from base 448 to 711 and encodes 87 amino acids. The record is from RefSeq and is a predicted model, not a curated record. NCBI's taxonomy places the organism in Eukaryota, Metazoa, Chordata, Aves, Galliformes, Numididae. The transcript is spliced from 4 exons. Gene Ontology annotation, molecular function: protein kinase A regulatory subunit binding.
CGGCUGCGUGAGGGGCCGGGGGGGGCAGCGCCGCGCUCCUGCGGAGGGAGCCGGGACGGGCGGCGGCGGGGCGAGGGCUGCCGGAGCCGCGAGGUUCGCCCCCACCGGCCCGGGAGGGCUGCCCCGAUCCAGCGCCCGGCGGGGUGCGGCGGUGCCCGAGUCCCAGUCGUGAAGCAGUCUGUGCUGCGCUGGGGACGAUUUGUUCAGAGCAGACAGGUCCCUGUGAUUAGAAAUGAGCUCGGUUUGGCAGGAAGCACGGAGGAAGGCUGGCAGACAGGCAGCGUGUCCCUUGCAUGCAAGAUUCCUCCAGAAGUAAAGAAGCACUGGUGGAGACAGUGCAACCCCUGGCAAGAAGCAGCAACGCUGUGCGACAAAGGAGGAAGCCACUUCCAGGUUAUGAAAACAUGCUGUUGAACUGAAUUUUGCAGCUGCGUUUUCAAAUGUACCAUGGGAUGCAUCAAAUCCAAAGAUGCCUUUGCAGGGUCAAACGCUAUCCGGGUGGAAGGGAGCAGGGAAGGUGAUGAAGGGCGCACCGGGGAGAAAUCAUCACUGAUAGCAGGGAUGGUGGAUGAGAAGGGUCCGUCGAGCGCCAUAGUGCUGGACUACGCACACCGCCUCUCCCACGAGAUUCUCGAUCAGGCAGUGAAGCAAUGGGCAGUGACAGAGAGCAAAUACAGUGACAUCCCUUUCAUUGAGAGCGAUGUGCCCUGAGCCUGGCCGGCACGGACUGGCUUCAGUGAGCAUCUGUCUGUGAGCAGCUCGUGUUUGGUGCCGGUGCAAGUUGAGUGAAGUCAGCUGUGACCGAGCAGAGUGCUCCUCUGAAUGUGUUUGCAAGGAGAGGCUGGAAAAAAUUGCCUUUUAAUCUUUCUUGCUAGGAAACCCUGUGGAUUACAGUAGAACCUAUUAAUCAAGUGUUGUUUGUUAUCAGCCGUAUGAUGAGUGUUGUCUGUCUUUGUAUGUGUUGAGUGAUCAGAAAUUAGUGUUAAAAAAGAAAAUGGGAAGAACGCAGCUGCCUCGCAACUGUAGGAGCACUGCCACAGAGGCCCCAGAGAUGCUUAAGAACAAAGCAUGGAUUAUAUUUAUGUACUGCAUAAAAAAUAUAUGGCCUGUUUGUAGGUGACGAGGAGAACGGUGUGCUUGGCAAACUUGUCUGUGUUCUGCUGAAGUGAAACCAGGACCUCUAUGUAACCAAGGCAGCUGCUGUUGUAACCUUCACUUUGAUUCUCUGACCCGAGCAGGCCUACAAACCAGAAAAUAACGAAGGUGGUGAGAAGCGUUUUAUAAAACCAAAUAGUAUUCAGGGAACCAUAUGGAUUAUGAUCCUACGCAACUUCCAUUCUUAAUAGAACCAGUGAGAAACACUAUGAUAUUGAUAAAUAGUGCAUUGUAAUUAAGUUAACAGAUGCUCUGGCUUCUGUAAAUGCAUGAAGGCUAUUCUCUAAAAUCUUGCCGUAAGACUUUAAUUACAUUUGAUCGCUGCAUUCAGGCCAAAGCUGUUUGCUUUGCUCUUUUUUUUUUUUUUUUUGGUUAGGGGGCUGCCUUGAUUUCAUGGGACUAUGGCUGCAUUAUGCUCAUUAUGCUGACCUUUCAAUCCAGCAUCACACCCUCAGAACAGCUGGCCUUUGCUUUCCUUCAGGAGCACAUCCCCACGGGUAGAGCCACAUACACCAAAGCACAGCCGAGCUGUGGGAGCCUGAGGCCUGAGCAGAACACUGGGCCGGUGAGCGAGCCUGGGGCUCCAGGCUCUCGGGCUGCUGCAUUCAUCAGCGGUUCUGUUGAGCUCGUAGCCCCACGCUGCAGCCCGCCCCUCCGGGGCCUGGGGCCUGACCUACUGCACUGCUCUCCGGGGUUGGAUUUGGAGGAGGCGGCAAACCGGUCUCCUUAGACCUACCGCUCUGCUGCCGUUUUAGGCAAAGUGAAUGCCUCGUAGGAAGCUUGUGUUUUUUUAGCACCCAUUGGCUCCUUUUCCUGUUAAGGCCAAUGUAUCGGCCAUGUCAUUUUUUUUCCUGCAUCCAAGUGCUUUCCAUUUUAUGUUUUCAUUUUACAGAAAAAAAAAAAAAAACACUUUCCAUACUGGCAAAAACUGUUACUAUUUUUACAAGGUACACAGCGUCCUCGUGACUGAUAGAAGUAUGAUUCUGAAGCGGUGGUAAGCAGCAGCAGGAGGACCAUUUCCAGCGUUAUUUUUAGCUUACUCUCACACGUGAAUUGAGAGGGAACACGGCUGUUUUGCAAACUUUCUGACACAAACUUAAUCACUUGAAAUUCAUCUGGUGGGAAGUGGCUGCGUCUAGAGUGAAUGGUCAGAAAUACUUAUUUGUAGCUCAGCACGUGACUGCCAUUGACUUGCGCUGUCCAGGUGGGGCCCGGCCGCUGGGCUGUCCUCAGGCUGGGGCUGAAAAAGGGAAAAAAUCGGCUUCUGUUGUAAUGGCAUCUCUGAAGUCACAGGUGAAGCGGCUGAAGGUAUCCUGCUUGUUUGAAUUCUGCUGCUGGCGGUGCUGCCCCUUUAAGCACUAAUGCGUGGAAAUAUUACUUACAUUUGCCGUAUCUGAAAAACUCCAUGCCAAAUGCAAGGGUGAACAGAAAUGCAAAACCAGAAAAGGAGCAGAAAUAAAAGGGAAAGCAGCCUGAAGUACAAGUCAUAGCAUCCGCACGGUAAAUGCUGCAGGGCUCCCCAGAGGAGCAGGCUCCCACAGCGGCUCCAGGAAGCGCUGCGCGGGGCGGCGGGGCCACGUGCCCGGCCGUAGGUGGCAGUGACUGGCAGGACCGUGCGUCCUCCCGGAGCUCUGCUGUGCUGACAGGCCUAAUGCUAAACGGGUAACAAUAACGGCUUCCUUACCUGAAUGAAAGUCCAUCUGCCCGCUUACCUUCAUGUGAAACUAUUCCACAGUCUUAAAAAGCCACUUUUAGUGCAAAGUUGCCACUGAUUAUUAGAUAUAGCUUAAUAAAGGCACUCUGGCAGGGGACUGGCAUACUCUGACAUGCACACAUCCUUCUGUUUGGGAGUUCAGUGUCUGCGCGCUUUGUAUUUUCUCUGUGGAACACGCACAGGGUCUGAGUGGGUACUGUGUGACUGACGAUAUCCUAGGAAUGGUUCGCAGCACAUUAACUGCAGCACAACUUUGUAACAUUGACCUUUCUGUAGUACAACACAUCCGUAUUCCCAAAUAAAACAUAUUACAAUAUAUUUUUACAGUAUUUUUUGUGGAAAAUAUUUUCUUGUGGACCAAAUAAAAGUAACACGACCAUCUGUG